AUGAAUGAAAAUGAAGCGAUUAGUCCUGAUGGUGAGGCGCUUCUGAGCUUAAGAAAUGCAGUUUCUAGUUCUGAUGGCGUCAUCCGUCAGUGGAGACCAGAGGAUCCUGAUCCAUGUAACUGGAAGGGGGUGACCUGUGAUGUGAAAACUAAAAGAGUUAUAGCCUUGAGUUUUACUCAUCACAAACUAAUUGGACCUAUACCCCCUGAGUUUGGGAAGCUGGAUCAGUUGAGGCUUUUAAUGCUUCACAACAAUGAAUUCUAUGGCUCAAUACCUACAGCAUUGGGAAAUUGUACGGCAUUGGAGGGAAUAUACUUGCAGAAUAAUUACUUGACUGGGCCAAUCCCAAAUGAAAUUGGAAAGCUGUCCGGGCUUAAAAAUCUGGAUAUUUCAAGCAACACUCUCAGUGGAGCGAUCCCUGCUUCACUUGGGCAGUUGGAAAAGCUUACUAGUUUCAAUGUCUCAUACAAUUUUUUGGUGGGACAAAUACCUUCGGAUGGCCUACUUGCUCGAUUUUCGAGAGACUCCUUCAUCGGAAAUCGUAAUUUGUGUGGAAAGCAAAUCGAUGUGGUGUGCCAAGAUGACAGUGGAAACCCUUCUACUGGGUUUUCAACAGGCCAAGGAGGUAAGAAUCCUGGUAGGCUGCUUGUAAGUGCAUCAGCAACUGUGGGUGGGCUGCUCCUAGUGGCGCUCAUGUGUUUCUGGGGAUGCUUUCUCUAUAAAAAGCUUGGUAGAGUUGAAAAUAAAACCCUUGCGAUAGAUGUGGGUGGAGGUGCGUCUAUCGUGAUGUUCCAUGGAGAUUUGCCCUAUGCUUCCAAAGACAUUAUCAAGAAACUAGAAACUCUUAACGAAGAGCACAUAAUAGGCUGUGGAGGCUUUGGAACAGUGUACAAGCUGGCCAUGGACGACGGCAAUGUUUUUGCGCUGAAAAGAAUUGUUAAGUUAAAUGAAGGGUUUGAUCGGUUUUUUGAAAGGGAGCUUGAGAUUCUUGGGAGCAUCAAACAUCGUUAUCUCGUAAAUCUACGUGGAUACUGCAACUCACCCACAUCGAAGCUUCUGUUAUAUGAUUACCUUCCUGGUGGUAGCCUUGAUGAAGUUCUUCAUGAGAGAGGCGACCAACUGGACUGGGAUUCACGUGUAAAUAUCAUAAUAGGAGCAGCAAAAGGGUUGGCAUACUUGCAUCAUGAUUGUUCUCCUAGGAUUAUACAUCGUGAUAUAAAGUCGAGCAACAUUUUGCUCGAUGGAAAUCUGGAGGCUCGUGUGUCGGACUUUGGGCUUGCUAAGUUGUUAGAGGACGAAGAAUCUCAUAUUACAACCAUUGUUGCAGGCACAUUCGGCUACUUGGCUCCAGAGUAUAUGCAAAGCGGUAGAGCGACUGAGAAAACGGAUGUUUACAGUUUUGGGGUUUUGGUUCUUGAAGUCUUGAGUGGUAAACUCCCCACGGAUACCUCCUUCAUCGAGAAAGGCUAUAACGUUGUUGGUUGGCUAAACUUCUUAAUCAGCGAAAACCGGGCAAGGGAGAUUGUUGAUAGAAGCUGUGAAGGAGUGGAGACAGACAGUCUUGAUGCUCUUCUGUCAAUAGCAACGAAGUGUGUGUCUUCAAGUCCAGAUGAGCGGCCUACAAUGCACAGAGUCGUUCAGUUACUCGAAUCCGAAGUUAUGACUCCUUGCCCUAGCGAGUUCUACGAUUCCAGCUCCGACUGA
Arabis nemorensis is the source of this 1704-nucleotide messenger RNA. The record is from the annotation of a GenBank genome assembly. NCBI's taxonomy places the organism in Eukaryota, Viridiplantae, Streptophyta, Magnoliopsida, Brassicales, Brassicaceae.